This is a messenger RNA of Diabrotica balteata, 3690 nucleotides long. Lineage: Eukaryota; Metazoa; Arthropoda; Insecta; Coleoptera; Chrysomelidae. The record is from the annotation of a GenBank genome assembly.
AAGUUCCCAGAUUUUUCCUAAAACUUGAACUGUACUCCUCUGGUUCAACUAUUGUUUCUUUUCUUCUAAAUAUUUUUUCAAGACGUCCAAAUACUCUUAUCAGGAGGCAUACGUUACGUCCCCUGAUUCGAAAGCAAUGCUGAAUAUCACUAAACGCUCUGAAAGCCUGCACAUAAGUAAGUAGGAAACCCUAAAACAAGCAUCAGAAAACAGUUGAAGUGUCAAUGAUUUCGCUGGAACAUUUUUAAACUUGUCUUCCAAAAUGGCCAAAAAGUUAUACAGAGCUGAAACUACUUCAUUGGAGCCUCGCCCACUCUGGUUUUCUGUCCAUGUGUACAAAAAAGUAUUAGUAGAAUCUUGUGUAUCUUCCAUCAAUACAAAAGUAAGGUUAUAAACCCAAAUUUGUCGAGAAUAAAAUACAUCACCAACUCUUAGUUUUGGAAGAGGCUGGUUUUUGUUCCGUGUCAAAAGAUAUCUUAGCUUCUGUUCUUUGAAGCAGUUCAUAUUUUCUUUUAGCUCGUAACUUGUGCAAUCUGUACUUAGUAAUAAAGCAAUCUUAUUUAUUUUACUUUUUGUUAGAUCACAAAAUGAACAAACGUCUAUCUUUGCACUGCCAAAACUUAGACUGACUUUCGGCUGGAAGAUUUUGAAGAACUUUGAGUAAGAUGCAAGUGACUUCUUCUGACUUUUUGAGUCUGUUUCCAAAUACGCCACAAUUUUUUAAUAGAUAACUCCGACCGAGAAUACUCCGACCAUAAUGACUUUCACAGCACUUUGAUGAUUUUAUGAAAUCAAUCAUUGAUUAACUUUUACUUGAAUCUUUGGGUUUUAUCCUAGCUCCACCUCGCUUUAAUGAGGACAUUCUCCUGACUAUUUUAAAGCUGUAGCUAAUCGAUUCAAUUUUUUUGAUGAAAAUUAUGUGAUGGACAGGAAUGUGGAAUUACACACACUUAAUAAAACACCAUUUGUCUGUGGUAUGAAGAAUUUUGUAACUGUUCGAGUUCGUAGGCCUAUGUUUCUUAGACUCUUGAUUUAGAAGGUAUUUGAAGUUGUUCUGAUCAUCAGCAGUCCUAUGUGAGUAGAUUUUAUCAUAACAGCUACUUACAUCAAUAGGAGUCAAUAGAUAUGGAUGAGCUUCUGUACUAUUUCUUGCGAUUUUUGUCCCGCAGGUCUUAAUUUUUCUCUUCUCUUUUUCUCUUCCUCUUCUUGGCCCUAUUAAUGUCGUUUACUCACUUGUUUCACCUCAAACAGUCAACGUAACCAAAAACUCACAGCAAAUAGCUGCUGACACCUGGGAUCGCGCAUGCGCAAACACUUAACAGCUGACUUAACCCUGUUUGGAAAAGAACAAGGCAUGACUAAAGCACUUUUGGAAAACAUUAGUGAUUUGUAAUCUGUAUACACUUGACUUAAGCUGUUAUGGCAUGAAUUGUUUUUCUGUUAGAAAUGAUGCUCUAGAAUCAGAUACAACUAAAACCUCAAACUGUGAAAAACAAUUACUUAUGCCCUUUUGAAAUCCACCUCUUCAGUUGCAAACUUUUUGUUAUUGGACUGGCCUUGAAGUCUGCGCCUGUGCUUUAGGUCUAGCCUAGCAGGUGACGUCAAAAUAAUUAGCCCGACGCAGGUACCCCAACCCCGGAAGCCUCAUCUGUGUGUACUGUGUGAUAAUACAAAUUAGGAAAUAAUGUUACAAUGACAUAAAUAUAAAUAAGACUUAUAUAUCGCUUACAUAAGUAUAUGGAAUUAGCUGCAAAUCAUAAAGUUCACAAAAAAGUCCCAUUAAGAAGAUGAUAGCAGGGUAGUUUCUUCCCCUGUUUUCUUAAUAACUUCUAAAACGCCAUUUGCAGGUAGAGACGAUUUUACAACCACGUUUUGAGUCUCCAAAUUAAUGGUAAAUUCUUUAACUCCUUUGUGUUUUAAUUUAUUUAAAACUCUACUGCACCAGAACAACCAUCACAGGUCAUUUUUACAUUAAAUUCGUGAACUUUGGACAUGAUUACUGGAGAAUUUUACAUGUUCUUUGUCUCUACUUAUGAUUUAGAUUUCAGAUACAAAAUAAUUAUUCAAGAAUUUAAAAAAUGUUAAAAAUUAAAAAAAUUGCAUCAACAUUUUUUAAAUUCUUGAAUAAUUAUUUUGUAUCUGAAAUCUAAAUCAUAAGUAGAGACAAAGAAUACGUAAAAUUCUCCAGUAAUCAUGUUCAAAGUUCACGAAUUUAAUGUAAAAAUUACCUGUGAUGGUUGUUCUGGUGCAGUAGAAAGAGUUUUAAAUAAAUUAAAAGACAAAGGAGUUGAAGAAUUUACCAUUAAUUUUGAGACUCAAAAGGUGGUUAUAAAAUGGUCUCUACCUGCAAAUGAUGUUUUAGAAGUUAUUAAGAAAACAGGGAAAGAAACUACCCUGCUAUCAUCUUCUUAAUGAGGAUUUUGUGUGAACUUUAUGAUUUGCAGAUAAUUUCAUAUACUUAUGUAAGCGAUAUAUAAGUCUUAUUCAAAUUUUAAAAUUAUAAAAAUCUAUAUUUUUGACAUAAAUAUAACUUUAGAUUAGACUAUAGUUGAGUAUCACAAUUGUAGGCACUAAAUUCUGAGAAAUGAUAAUUGAGUUUUAUCGACAACACUGUUGUCAGGUGAUUAUGGAUGAUUUAUCAACUUCUAUAUUAAUAAUUCAUCACUCAAUCUUGAUUGCGUAGUUCGACAUUCACAAAAAGUCAAAAUAUUAACUAUUGUCUGAAAAAAAAACUAGUCAGAUGAUGAAGAACUAUUGCAAUUACUAUUAACCACUUUGAUAAUUGAAGGUUCAACGGAAAUAUCCACUCUAGUGUCUUGAUUCUACAUUCUGCUUCCUGCCUUUCUAGUAUUUAUGUAAUGCAAGUUUCCACUGAGUCGUGACGUUUUCUAUAGCUGUAUCUAGCAGACAUUUCAUAUCGUCCAUUUUAAAAGAUAAAUUUCCUCUCGCUACUUGAAUUUGAAUCCUAUAAAAUGAAUUAAUCGCUUCAGGUUAACUGUAGUACUGAUGUAUUUCAACAAUAGCAAGAACAAACACGUUAUCAUAUAAUGGGAAUUUCCAAACAAUUAAAAAAAGGGAAAUUGGGUUCGGGAGCAAACUAAAGCAGCAUCUAUUGCUUUAUGUUUAAAUGUAAAGUUUGAGUGUUGAUACAAUCAAUGAUUUAUGGAAUAUGAUUGAAGUUUUUAAUUGUAUAAAUGUCUCUUCCUAUCUGUCACAUUUUUUAAAAUUCACUUUGUUAGGUUCUACAUGUUGUGUACUUCAUAAUGUUGUUAAUUAUAACUUUACAACAAAAAUAGUUUUAUCUCCGUUUACUCAGAACGAAUUAUAAGAAAUUGAUAACGAAAAAACUGAAAAAUACCUCAGUUCUGGGUUUAUCACAAAGUUUGUAAGUGAUCCAAUAAUUUGACCUCAUUUAAUGUGAGCAGAUUGUAUAAUUAAUGUAAGCAUAUUAUUUUGACUUUUUGAUAGUCAAUAUAAUCCAUAGUCCAUAUAAUAAUAUAGAAAAUAGUGGUACUAAUAAUUUGUAAAAAUUAUUCAGUACCCCUCACCAGGAAGACUAAGAAUAACUCACCUGGUCAUCACCAUCUCCUGGAAUUUAGUGUCUACAAUUUCUAUUGAACUAAAGUAUGUAUAACAUCUUUUAUCUUAGUGAUUAUCAGUGCCUUAAUUGCAACCUAUAAAAGUAACUUG